Messenger RNA from Haliotis rufescens (red abalone), 802 nucleotides. Its product is annotated as carboxypeptidase inhibitor SmCI-like. Bases 41 to 769 code for a protein of 242 amino acids. The record is from RefSeq and is a predicted model, not a curated record. The transcript has 6 exons. Gene Ontology annotation, molecular function: serine-type endopeptidase inhibitor activity. NCBI's taxonomy places the organism in Eukaryota, Metazoa, Mollusca, Gastropoda, Lepetellida, Haliotidae.
CUUGCAUGAUCAGAAGAUCACUACAGCGUCUACAUCCGCCAUGAUGAAGGUUGUCGUCGGCUUUGCUUUAAUGAUUCUCCUGGCUGGACAAAGUCAGCAGCAAUCUUCUAAAGAAGACUGUAAACUGGAGCCAGUACCAGGACCUUGUAGGGCUUCAUUCCAAAGGUUCUACUUCAACCCUUCAUGCCAGGAGUGUGAAACAUUUACAUACGGCGGCUGUGGUGGCAACGCUAACAACUUCGAGACCAUCGAAGACUGUAAGAAAACCUGUUUCCAAGUCUGCAAACUGAAACCAGAAGUCGGACACUGCAGGGCGCGAAUACGUCGGUUCUUCUACGACCCCGACGCCGAAAAGUGUCAGACGUUUUACUUCGGAGGCUGCGGUGGCAACGCUAACAACUUCGAGACCAUCAAAGACUGUGAGAAAACCUGUAUCCCAGAUGUCUGCGAACUUAAACCAGAAGUCGGACGCUGCAGGGCGCGGAAACGUCGGUUCCACUACGACCCUGAAACCCAAAAGUGUAAGAAGUUUUACUACGGAGGCUGCGGUGGCAACGCUAACAACUUCGAGACCAUCAAAGACUGUGAGAAAACCUGUAUCCCAGAUGUCUGCGAACUUAAACCAGAAGUCGGACGCUGCAGGGCGCGGAAACGUCGGUUCUACUACGACCCUGAAACCCAAAAGUGUAAGAAGUUUUACUACGGCGGCUGUGGUGGGAACGCUAACAACUUCAAGACCAGGCGCGCCUGUAGGAAAAGAUGCGUCUGACCUGUUAUUCAAAUAAAAUCUCGAUAUCCGAUA